Actinia tenebrosa (Australian red waratah sea anemone) is the source of this 2747-nucleotide messenger RNA. RefSeq lists its product as uncharacterized. Lineage: Eukaryota; Metazoa; Cnidaria; Anthozoa; Actiniaria; Actiniidae. The record is from RefSeq and is a predicted model, not a curated record. Gene Ontology annotation, molecular function: nucleic acid binding.
UUUUACAGACAGUCGCUCCUUAAAGAUUAAGAGGGAUUAAACUACGGCACCAAAAUUUAAAUUGACAUUGAGGGGAGGGGAGGGUAAUAGACCAAAUGAUUCUUUAAAAAUAGACUAAACAGCUAGUGUAUUAGGCAUUUGAUUUGUAUCCAAAAACCGAGAGAAAACCAACUUAUUUUAUAUUAUGAGGUCCUGAACCUUUUAAAAAUUUCUUUUACGCAUUUCUUUUACGAACAAACAAACGAACGACUUCCUAGUACCCCUCUCUCUUUGUCUCAGUUUUGUCACUAGGGAGGGGAGAGCGGAGUAUUUACUGUGAGCUCUUCCAGCCCAGAGGUUUCUGGGUAGUGUAUUGUAUUACGAAAAAUGGCGGCAAACGAAGAGCGCGCUUCUUUGUGGCGAACUCCUCUUUCUACUCCAGUUAGAACCAACGAGAAUGGUAUCCAAGACUUGUUUCGGCAUUCAGAGAAGCUUCUAGCUUCUGCUGUGUCGAUAUGUCGUUUGAAAGGCUCCGUUGAGUGUCAGACAGGAGGGAUUAUUACCGUGUGUGAAGAAAUGCAAAGGCUGCUUCGUCUGGCUUUCUCUGAGAAUGCAAGAAUAGAGAAGGAGAUGAAAAGGCAAAAGCUGAAUUAUGAUGAUGAAAUUUCUCUGCUAAAAGGGAGAGUCACUUUCCUUGAAGAAGAGAAAGAACUCCUGAAGACACAUUUCAAAGAAAUAAAGUCUAAAAUUUUUGAUGAUCAGCCAAGGUCUACCUCUCAGAUUACCAAGAUAAACAAGGGGGAAAUGCAGAAAGAUCGAGUCUUGGUCAAAAAAAUCAAAAUCACAGGCACAGAUUCGCAAGAACCUGCUACUCUCAAGGAAAGAGAGCAAGAACAAAGUGAAAAAGAAGAUGAAACCUUGAAAGAGAAUGUCAAGCCAGAUAAAAAGGAAAGAGAAGCUGUUCCUGAGAAUAUUCCAAUGGAGACUAACUCGGAGGACAUUGAUGAUGCGUCACUUGAGAUUUCUUACUUUGAAAGUCCCAAGGCAAGUAAAAUGAAAGCAAAAGGACGGAAAGUUGCCUCAAAUAAGGUAGGGAAAAAAGCUGUUAGCCGUGAAGAGAAGAAGAAAAAUCACGAUGAUACUGAAGUUUUAAGUAAUGUAAAGAAAUUGCAAGAUGAUUUUAUUGCGGAUAGGGAUGUGAGUAACAAGUCUAGGAGAAGUUCCAGAAAGAGUGCAAGGGAAGAUGAUGAGAACGUUGUAACUAUCUUGGAAUGCCCUGAYGAUAUUGGUGAACCUUUGACACGGAGUGUACACCUCAACCCAGAAACGGGUCUGCUCGAGACGGUGGAAGUUGAUGAAGAACCAGUAGUAGAAGUUCAGGAGAAGCCGAGGAAGAAUGCUAAGAGGAAAGACAGCAAGAAAGACGCCAAGAAAAACAGAAAAGAUGCAAAAAACAUCAAAGAAGGUUCUAAAGGAAAGUCCAAGACAGAGAGAGAAAAUUUGGACAAUGAUCAAAAAAUUGAAAAUGGUAAUUUGGACCAGGAAGAAGUGUUGGGGGAUUUUCCAGAUAGUGAAAGCAUGGUGUCAGAAGGCAAUGUGCAGAAGAUGCCAGACAGCAAGACUCUAGCCCAAACACCCGAAAGAGAGGAAGAGCUUGGUGAUGUAGGAUUUCUGAUUGACAUCAGCUCAAUGAUUACAACAUUUGUAAGUAAUCCAGAUGAUACAGCAUUGGAGCUACCACUUAUGAGUGCACGAGAAAGAGCUGAUGCACGCAAACUGGCUGCGCUUUUUAACCUCCAUAUCAGCAUUGGCAACAAAAUGGAUAACCGUUCAAGCCUUAACUUGUCCAAAACAUCCAACUCCAAAAUGCCCAAACCUGGAAAAUUAGAUAGUCUUUUAAGUCAGUUGAGUAUUGCAGCAGCAAGGGAGGCAGAGAAGGCUAGUGCAAAGACCAGAACCAAACGAAAGUUCGCUUCUGUUGCUGAUGAUGAAUGCAAUGAUGAACAAAGCACAUGGGAUGACUCUCAGCCAAAAAGGAAUCCAAAAACUUUUUCUCGGUCCAAAAAGGCAAGAAUGUGAAUCAUUUUAUAAAGGUACUUUCUAAAGGUUUUUAGCUUAAAUUUUGAUAGAGACAUGCUACAAAUAUUUACAGUUUUAACCUAAACAUGCUUACUUUUAUAUUAUGUAAUAAUAACCAUUAUCCUGGGAAAAGAUGAACAUUUUGAAUCAGUACUGGCUAUCUAUAUAUGGUAAUGUGUCAGUCUAGUACAUAUAUGUAGCCACUUGCUUCCAUCAUUUGUAUGGUAGUUUAUAGAUGAAUAUCAGAAUUAAGAAUCAUUUUCCGGACUUGAUGCUUUCUAAUGAGUAGGAUAAUAAUUUAAAAUAAUUUUGUAAUUUAGGACUUCUUCUAUCUAUCAGGUCGUUUCAGGGUUGGAUUUGUGAGUUAGCUGUGCCCUAACUAAGAUCAACCCAGAAGUUGUUUCAGGGUUCGAUCUAUGAGUUAGCUAUGCCCUGACUUAGACCAACCCAGAGGUYGUUUCRGGGUUGAAUCUGUAAAUUAGCUGUGCCCUGACAUAGAUCAUCCCAGAGGUCAUUUCAGGGUUGAAUCUGUAAAUUAGCCGUGCCCUAACAUAGAUCAUCCCAGAGGUCAUUUCAGGGUUGAAUCUGUAAAUUAGCUGUGCCCUGACAUAGAUCAGCCCAGAGGUUGUUUCAGGGUUGAAUCUGUAAAAUUAUUAGCCAUGCCCUGAUUUAGAUCAGCCCAGAGGUCG